AUGAUGAACUCCGAUGCCCUUGUGGACCUAAGCGAUGAUUUGGAAAGAGAUGAAACCACCCAUUCCCUGGAGCAGUUGAAACUGGCAUCUGUAGAUGACCAGAACUGGCCCUCCGAUGAUGUUCAGGACUACCCCAAGCCAGCUGAUUCUAAGCCAUCCCCUGAACCCGUCAUCCACCUUCGCUGGAAUGAUCCUUACUAUGACAUUGCCAGACAUCAAAUUGUGGAAGUAGCAGGCGAUGACAAAUUUGGGCGUAAGAUCGUCGUGUUCAGCGCCUACCGCCUGCCUCCGUGUCACCAGCUCGAUCAUGUUAAACUUCUACAGUAUCUGAAGCACACAUUGGACCAGUAUGUGGAAAGUGAUUAUACUUUGAUCUACCUGCACCAUGGCCUAACCAGUGAGAACAAGCCCUCUCUGGGUUGGCUAAGAGAUGCGUACCGAGAGUUUGACCGCAAAUACAAGAAGAACAUCAAGGCUUUGUACAUUGUCCACCCCACAAUGUUCAUCAAGACAUUACUGGUUCUGUUUAAACCUAUUAUCAGCUUCAAGUUUGGUCGGAAGAUUUUUUAUGCAAAUUAUCUGAGUGAAUUGGAGGAUAUUGUCAAGUUGGAGCAGUUGGGGAUUCCAAAAUCAGUACUAGAGUAUGACAAGGUUAUCCGCUCUACCAUGAAGCCCCCAUCAGCCAACCAGAAGACCGCUCCUCCUCGGCCGCCUCUGCCUAACCAGCAGUUUGGUGUCUCUUUGCAGCAGUUGAGGGAGAAGCGCCCAGACAAUGAGAAGAUUCCCCAGGUUGUACAGGAAACAGUGAACUAUCUUCGGCAGAAUGCUCUCGACACUGAGGGGAUAUUUCGGAGGUCGGCAAGCACUCAAGUGGUGCGGGAAAUUCAGCAGGAAUACAACAGGGGAAAUCCCGUUAGUUUUCAGCAGUACAAUGAUGUUCACUUGACAGCAGUUAUUCUCAAGACAUUCCUCCGAGAGCUGCCAGAGCCACUGCUGACCUUUAACCUUUACAACUACGUUGUCAGCUUCUCCAGUAUUGAGCCAGAGAAGCAAGUGGAAUCCACUCAGGAAGUUCUGAAAACUUUGCCUGAGGAAAACUAUGAGGUCCUGCGGUUCCUCACAGCAUUUCUUGUGGAGGUAUCUGCUUGGAGCUCUGAGAAUAAGAUGACCAACACUAAUCUGGCAGUGGUAUUCGGGCCAAACCUUAUGUGGGCCAAAGACGUGGCCAUGACCUUAAAAGCCAUUAAUCCCAUCAACACCUUCACCAAGUUCUUGCUGGAGAACCAGAAGGAGCUGUUUGAAGAACGUUCUUUGUAA
Molecule: messenger RNA, 1317 nt
Organism: Staurois parvus
Lineage: Eukaryota; Metazoa; Chordata; Amphibia; Anura; Ranidae
Source: the annotation of a GenBank genome assembly